Molecule: messenger RNA, 2754 nt
Organism: Hemiscyllium ocellatum (epaulette shark)
Lineage: Eukaryota; Metazoa; Chordata; Chondrichthyes; Orectolobiformes; Hemiscylliidae
Gene: sv2
Product: synaptic vesicle glycoprotein 2
Exons: 14
Coding region: 25-1653 (542 amino acids)
Biological process (GO): transmembrane transport
Cellular component (GO): membrane
Molecular function (GO): transmembrane transporter activity
Source: RefSeq, a predicted model, not a curated record
GCCGUGCAGAGUAGAGAGAGCGUCAUGGCGCUGAGGGAUCGGGAGCCGCUACUGAGGCCGGAGGGUUUGGACGUUGAAGGGGAGGCUGUUUUUGAACGAAGGAAAUCUGGAAGAGAUAGUUACGAAAUCGCACUGACAUUUGAAGAAGCUGUCGAAGAAACAGGUUUUGGCACUUUCCACAUAGCUCUGUUGGCUAUCUGCGGGUGGGCAAAUGCCAGUGAUGCCGUUGAAAUUCUGUGUGUGUCUUUCCUGCUUCCGACUGCCCGCUGUGAUCUUUACCUUAGUACAGCAGAUAUGGGUUGGCUUACAGCAAGUGUAUUCCUAGGUAUGAUGGUUGGGGGAUACAUGUGGGGAGUUCUCGCAGACCUGAAAGGCCGUCAACGAAUUCUUGUUUUGUCAUUGGCAGUGAAUGGCAUCUUUGGCGCAGUGUCUAGCUUGGCAUCAAAUUAUUGGCAAUUUCUACUAUUGCGAUUUAUUAGCGGAGUUGGUGUUGGUGGCUCCAUACCAGUCAUAUUCUCCUACUUUUCGGAAUUUCAACCUCGGAAUAAAAGAGGCUGCAUGGUCAGUGCUUUGGCCACUUUCUGGAUGGCAGGAAAUAUUUUAGCAGCAGGUCUGGCUUGGCUGGUUAUCCCCAGGGCUUCAAUGUCUUUCCAGCUGGGUUCGAUACAUUUUCAGAGCUGGAGGCUUUUUGUGCUGCUGUGUUCAGUACCCAGUCUGACCUCUGCGUUGAUCUAUGCUAUGGGGAUGCCCGAGAGUCCCAAGUACUUGAUGCAGGCUGGUCGGGAGGUCGAUGCUCUUCAAGUUUUCCAGCGCAUGUUUUACUGGAAUCACCGUGGGAAAGCUCGUUUCUUUUCGAUGUUAAUGACUCUGCAGGAUUCUGAGGUCUUGCCAAGGGUUCAGCGGCUGGCGAUUCCUCCACUUGAGAGAAGCAAUGCAAGGACGUAUGAAAGUCGUACUAUUUGGUUUAAGCAGCAGAUGAUAAAGGGAUUGGAUCCCAUCAGGAAGAUUUUUGACCAAAAGCUGUGUACCACAUCAAUUGUUCUCUCCAGCAUCUUCUUCAGCAUCUCGUUUGGGUAUUAUGGUCUGUGGAUGUGGUUUCCUGAGCUCCUAAAACGGAUCGAGAUCGGAGGUGGUUCUGCGUGCUCGAGUAAUUGGAGCAGCUCCAGUGAAGGAAGUGUGGAGAAUGUCACUUGUUAUCCCGUGAAGACAGUGGUGUAUAAAGAAGGCUUUAUAAUUGCUGCUGCCAAUCUUCCUGGUAAUAUCUUCACUAUCUUACUGAUGGAUCUGCUGGGAGGCAAAUUUCUACUUGGUGCUAGUCUUUUUCUGUCAGGAAUCUGUGCAUUUUUCAUCUGGCAAGUGAAGACCAAAACGCAGAGCUUGAUAGUGUCCUGUGUGUUUAGUGCCAUCUCAGUUGUUGCUUGGAACUCACUUGAUGUCAUUGGGUUAGAAUUGUACCCAACUAACUUAAGGUCUUCUGCACUUGGAGUUUUCACUGGUAUCAGCCGUGUUGCCUCCAUUUUGGGAAAUGUGGUGUUUGGCCAGCUGGUUGACAUGAACUGCAGUGUGACCAUCCUCCUGGUGGCAGCAAUAUUUUUCAUCGGCAGUCUGGCAUGCUUCAAAUUACCUAACACUAAGCACAUUGAAUUGAGUUGAGAAGAGAGUUGAAGUUACUGGAACAUUUAUCAAUAGUGCCUUUACCCAUGUGUGCGUUUACCCAUCAGCUCCAAUGUGUCCUUUGCUUGUGAAGUGUACUGGAAUGAGAUGCCAUAAGCUCGAAGAGGAAAUAUGGCCCUAUUGUAAGGGUAACUGCAAAAGACAACCAAUACGAAUAUUUUGAAUAGACACAAAUUGUUGACAAAUGUGGCUAUAUGAAGCAUGCACUAUAAAAUAAGGGAUCUUCUGCUGAGACUCAAAAAACCUCACUUGUUACAUUGUAAACUCAAAAUGCCAUGCAGGUUGUGCUUACAAUGACAACUUUCAGGUUCAGAUCAUGAAACUUUGUGAUAAGCUCCUUCCUCAGUUUGUACUUUGUUCUUCUGUUGACCUCCCACUAUAAGCAGGAAGGGUCAUGGCUCAUGUAGUAACUCUGAAUAGAUAGGGAGUAAAGACAACAUGCAUCUGUUACACUUUGAAAGUGAGACAGUCUAACUAAAGGAUCAAGUUUUCUAUAGUGAACGUUUGUCGAGAACAUCAUUUGUCUUACAAACAAGGCUGGCCAUAUUGUACAAUAUUUACAUGUUUACUUCUAAGCCAUUUGGAUUCUGUACAGAAGCAAAAUGGGCAAAUACCAAAAUUGUGGAUAAUCAAUACUGAGGAUUGCAAUAGAGUGAGAAUGAAAUCUGCACAAUGAUAAACAGUUGCACCAAUGGAGAGUUAUGACAAGAUAUUUAGUCAUAUUUUUAAAACUCUGCUGGAUUGACCAAUUUGCAUUAUGUAAUCCCUCACCAUCCCUGGCUUGCUGACCUGGGACAUUGCUUAGGCAGGAGCGUAGUUUUGAAUUAAUUUUCUGAUGCCUCCAUAGCCCCAUCUGAUCUCCCCACACCCCUCAGGUGUUCUGACUUCAAUUUCUGAAUUAGUCAUAAACUCUCCUAUCCUUUAAAAGGAACUCAAACCGGUGACCAGGCUUUUGGUGAUUUAAUUUGUUGUAGUGUCCCUACCUCUCGGCCAGACAGCCAAGUUCAAAUCCACCUGCCCUGCAGGUGGGUAACAACCCGUCCAGUUUCAUUAAAAAUAAUUGUGAUCACCCAUCCAAAA